This is a messenger RNA of Conger conger (European conger), 1342 nucleotides long. RefSeq names its product solute carrier family 25 member 3-like. The record is from RefSeq and is a predicted model, not a curated record. Gene Ontology annotation, cellular component: mitochondrial inner membrane. Bases 63 to 1139 code for a protein of 358 amino acids. Lineage: Eukaryota; Metazoa; Chordata; Actinopteri; Anguilliformes; Congridae. Gene Ontology annotation, biological process: mitochondrial phosphate ion transmembrane transport. The transcript is spliced from 8 exons. Gene Ontology annotation, molecular function: phosphate transmembrane transporter activity.
CACCGGCGUGCGGCGAGGGAAAGCGCCAUUUUAUUCCGGUGUGGAACCUUCUCCCCAGAAAAAUGUACCCGACCACGCUGACGCAGUUGGCCCGGGCCAACCCGUUCAGUGCCCCGCUAUUCACCUUGCAGCAGAUCGAAGAACCGAAACGGAGAGCCACAGCUGCUGAACCCAGCAAUCGCAGGCUGGCCGCUGCUGCAGUGGAAGAGGGGGACAGCUGUGAGUUCGGCUCGGCCCGGUACUUUGUUCUGUGCGGGUUUGGUGGGAUUCUGAGCUGCGGUACCACCCACACGGCGGUGGUGCCGUUGGACCUGGUGAAGUGCCGGAUUCAGGUGGACCCGGCCAAGUAUCAGAGCAUCUUCAAAGGCUUCUCCAUCACGGUGAAGGAGGAUGGGGUGCGGGGGCUGGCCAAGGGCUGGGCCCCAACCUUCUUCGGCUACUCCAUGCAGGGCCUCUGCAAGUUCGGCUUCUACGAAGUGUUCAAGAUCAUGUACAGCGACCUGCUGGGGGAGGAGAACACGUACCUCUGGAGGACGUCGUUGUAUCUGGCUGCGUCAGCAAGUGCAGAAUUCUUCGCCGACAUUGCGCUGGCCCCUAUGGAGGCGUGUAAAGUGCGUAUCCAGACCCAGCCCGGCUACGCCAACACGCUGAGAGAGUGCGGCCCCAAGAUGUACGCCGAGGAGGGGCUGUGGGCGUUCUAUAAGGGCGUGGUUCCUCUGUGGAUGAGGCAGAUCCCGUACACCAUGAUGAAGUUUGCGUGUUUCGAGCGCACGGUGGAGCUGCUGUAUAAACAUGUGGUGCCCAAGCCGCGCGGCGACUGCACCAAGGCCGAGCAGCUGGUGGUCACCUUUGUGGCGGGAUACAUCGCCGGUGUGUUCUGUGCGAUCGUGUCUCACCCCGCUGACUCGGUGGUCUCUGUGCUGAAUAAGGAGAAGGGCAGCACCGCCGCCCAGGUGCUCCAGAAACUGGGACCCAUGGGUGUGUGGAAGGGUCUGACGGCUCGUAUCAUCAUGAUCGGUACCCUGACGGCCCUGCAGUGGUUCAUCUACGACUCUGUGAAGGUGUACUUCCGCCUGCCCCGCCCCCCUCCCCCUGAGAUGCCGGAGUCCCUGAAGAAGAAGCUGGGGCUCUCUGAGUGAGGGGUCCCCCCGCCCCGCGCCUCCAUUUUCUAUUUAUGUCCCUCCACACCUCUCCUGCGCUGCUGCUUCAUGCUGGAGAGUCAGGCAGACGGCCCCCCCUAGUGGUGGGGGAGAGGACGCCCUGGACACUGUUGUGUUUAAUCAAACCUCCUGUCUUUAGUUUUAUGUGGAAAUUAUAAUAAUUAAAAAACCUUGGAAACAAA